Chlamydomonas reinhardtii is the source of this 4766-nucleotide messenger RNA. RefSeq lists its product as uncharacterized. NCBI's taxonomy places the organism in Eukaryota, Viridiplantae, Chlorophyta, Chlorophyceae, Chlamydomonadales, Chlamydomonadaceae. The coding region runs from base 178 to 2919 and encodes 913 amino acids. The record is from RefSeq and is a predicted model, not a curated record. The transcript has 10 exons.
GCGGACUGCCAGAGCCGUUCUGCUGAUGCGAGUGCGAGCUGUGAGGACCUUCAGCCCUCCACAUCCACAUGCACAUCAGCAGUAGCUGACGCCAACAGGCCCACCCGCCGUGUCAGGCGCAGCGGCUCCAAGGCCCAACGCCGAGGAUCCACCACGCUGACAGCUUCCGUUCCAUCCAUGGCGGCGGCCGUCGUGCUCCCACCCAAGAUCGCCCUGCGGCGGCGCCAUCGGCUGCGCCUUCGGGCGGGACACAGCGCCACUGCUGCUGCCACUGACAAGACCCCUCGGGAGCAGCCGGAUAAGCCCGCUGCAUUGCCGGAGGAUCUGCUCCCGGCCGACGCCACCUCCACCUCCAGCACGGGCAAAAUCUCCUCCGCCGCCGUGUGCUGCGGCCUGCUGGCGCACUGCAGCGCUGCCCAGCUGCACGCCAUCCUGUGCGGGCUAGUGCAAGCCGUGGCAUCCAGCAGCGUCAAGGGCAACAAUCGGAAGCUGCUGCUGGGCUCCAAGCUGCGCAAGCUGCUGGAGGGCGUGGGCGUGGCGCCGGCCAACGGCAAAGCCUACACCGCCGCCGACGUGGCGGCACUCUCCGGCCCCAAGCUGGAGCGGCUGCGGGCCACGCUGAAGUCGCAGCCGGGACUGCUGCUGUGGUUCCUGCUGUUUACCGCGCCCGCUAAGCUGCAGGCGCUGCAGGCGGCGCUGCUGCCGGGCGGCGCGGGCGACAGGAGCUUCGAGGAGUGGCGCGCCGCGAUUGACGCUGUGGCCGGCAGCGGCCACGAGCAGCUGGCGGCGGCGCAGGAAGUGAGGGGCCGCCAGUCGGCGUGCGUUGAGGGCAGUACGGCCGGCAACACCGCCACCACCGCCACCAUCACCACCACCAACAACAACCCCGCCAGUCAUGGUGGCGUCUACACGGCGCUCACGGGCACCGAGGUUACCGGCAAGAAGCCCGCUGCAUUGCCGGAGGAUCUGCUCCCGGCCGACGCCACCUCCACCUCCAGCACGGGCAAAAUCUCCUCCGCCGCCGUGUGCUGCGGCCUGCUGCUGGCGCACUGCAGCGCUGCCCAGCUGCACGCCAUCCUGUGCGGGCUAGUGCAAGCCGUGGCAUCCAGCAGCGUCAAGGGCAACAAUCGGAAGCUGCUGCUGGGCUCCAAGCUGCGCAAGCUGCUGGAGGGCGUGGGCGUGGCGCCGGCCAACGGCAAAGCCUACACCGCCGCCGACGUGGCGGCACUCUCCGGCCCCAAGCUGGAGCGGCUGCGGGCCACGCUGAAGUCGCAGCCGGGACUGCUGCUGUGGUUCCUGCUGUUUACAUCGCCCGCUGAGCUGCAGGCGCUGCAGGCGGCGCUGCUGCCGGGCGGCGCGGGCGACAGGAGCUUCGAGGAGUGGCGCGCCGCGAUUGACGCUGUGGCCGGCAGCGGCCACGAGCAGCUGGCGGCGGCGCAGGAAGUGAGGGGCCGCCAGUCGGCGUGCGUUGAGGGCAGUACGGCCGGCAACACCGCCACCACCGCCACCAUCACCACCACCAACAACAACCCCGCCAGUCAUGGUGGCGUCUACACGGCGCUCACGGGCACCGAGGUUACCGGCAAGGCGGCGGCCAACAAGGAUCUGUCCCGCACCCGCACCACCAGCCACAGGAACCGGUGCGUGUCCGAGAGUGGCAGCACGCGCAACAAGAGCAGGAGUAGCAGCAGCAGGAGCAGCAGUACUCACAGCGUGGAGUACGCGGAGCCGAAGGCGGGCUGCUCCCAGCCCGCCGCCACCGUCCCGGGCUGCGUGCCUGAGAUCAUCAGCGCAGCUAUACCGCCGCUGGCUCCGCUAGCUCUGCACAUCCGGCGCGCCAUAGUGAAGGAGCUGCUGGAGGCCAGGCCGCCGGGCUGGAACACCUUUCUGUACUCCUGGCUGCAGGCGGCGGGGCUGUCCGAGUUCCUGCCGGCCAAUGGCACCUGCCGCAUGUACAUGGCAGACAGGAAGCAGCUCGUGCUCCGCGUGGGCGCGAUGCGCGAGGAGCAGGUGGACGCGUUCCUGACGUGCAUGUGCAAGGCGCACGGGCACAGCACGUGGCUCGCGCGCUACCUGCACAUGCUGGGGCCGGAGGUUUCGCAGCUGCUGUCCCAGGGUCGGUACAGCGACGAACUGCUGGCCGCGCUGCGGGCCGCCGGGCAGAAAACGCUGGCCGAUGCAGUCAUGGAGCACUUCUGGGGGCGGGACCCGGAUCCGGAGGACAGUGAGGCCGGCGAGAUGGAUGUCAAGCCGUGGGCGGAGCGCCUGGGACUGCUGAGGUUUGACAUGCUCGCGGAGCAGCUGAGGCUGCCGCCCAACGCCGACGGCUCCGUGAAGAACUUCAGCAACGGGCUGGUCUUCAAGGUCGACCCGCUAGAGGUGUGGAGCAAGUACACUGACGGAGAGCCGUCAGCAGGCGCGCUGAGUGGCAUGCGUGCCACCGACAAGGAGGCCCGCGACAAGCAGGUCAAGCAGCUUCGCGGCGUCCCGUUGCUGUACCUGUGGCGGAUAGGCGGCCGGGUGGUGUACGUGGGCAUGUCUGGGGGCUGGGUGAAGGGCAGUCGGAUAGCACGCUAUUUGGCAGAGGGCCCGGGAUUCAGCGAGUCGUCGAAGAUGCUGCCGUGGCUGACAGCCAUUGAUGAGGGCAAGGAGAUCGAGCUCCGGGUCAUCACGCUGGAGGGAUUGAAGGCAUUGGAGGGUAUGUCGGAGGGCAUGUCCGAGGAGGAGGUGCAGAAAAAGGUGCAGAAGAAGGUGAAGGAGCUCGAGAAGCACUUCCUGUGCCAUGUGGACUGCCCGUGCAACAAAGUUAACAACGGGUCUUACCGGGUUGAGACGCCCCGCCAGGGCCUCCUGGACAAACUCAAGGAGAAGUACAAGAUAAAAGUACGGCAACAAAGCGCAGGCCGGCAACCCCGCUGAGCAUCAGUCCAAGGAACAGCCCGAGUAGCCUGCUGAGGUCUCGCUUCAGAUGCGACAAUCCAAUUGCGGCGGGUCGCCAUUGCACCACGGGCCGUUGCGGUGGCGUGAGCGGGCUGCAUGUGGCACAAGCCGGGGCUUUCAGGCAGGUCAGAUAGAAUCAUGCACCCGCGGCAUGCGGUCAGCGCACAAGCGGAGCUGCGGCCAGUUUGCAUGCAGGGGCGCUGCCGCACAGGGCCAGGCGCGUGUACGGUUGCUGCAGUUGUGUGCUUUUGCGCAGCUCAUCACGUAGAUUAGGUGCGUGUGUGCAUUUGCGGGCUGAACGCGGUUGGAACGAUGUGCGGGGUAGUGCAUGAUUGCUGUGGACAGUUGCAUCUUACGUUUCUUUUAUUUCUUUGUACAACUGUGGGCCUACCUCUUACCGAGAUUGAGCGAAACGGGAUGCGUAGGAUGUGCGUGGCAAGCUGAUGGCGGGUGGCGGGUGUGCAACCAGUAUGUGCGGGCAAGGAGAGCGUGCUGCCCUUCACAUGGAUGUUCUCCUGGUGCCAAGUUGUGUAUCGUCUAUUGUGGGCCAUUGCCGUGUGGAGGCGCUUAUCCCUAGCUGGCAUGCGUGUGUUGUACCGGUAACUUGUAAGGCACAGACCGGCUGCAUGCAUAGCGGGCAGUUUUAGCAUGGCACGAAGACGCAUCCCGUUUGGUGUAGCCUUUGCUCACUGUGUUGAGGGGUUAGUGCGUCUGGUCGAAGCGUGCCGAUCCCGAUUGAGGAUGAUGAGGCAAGCGCAGGCUUGGGCAGACGUACCGUAUCCGCCUUUAGAGAGAGUCUAAUGAAGGCGUGGAAGCAUGAGCGGCUGCAGUCUGAGCCAAGCACUUUCCCAUCAGACAACAAGCAACCAGGCGUGCAGAUGAGCAAGUACAAGCAUUGGAUGGGGCUGUGUGCGGAAGGCGCGGCACCACUGACCAUGCAAGGGCACAGUAGAGCAUUUUAUACCAGUUGCGCACCACAAGGCCUUGAUGAGGUUCCGCCUAUGCUGCUGGCCGCUUUCUGCCAACCGCGCCUAUGGACGACCUAGGGAGGAGAGGAUUUGCCCGUUAUGUGUUGCAAAUGAAGUCGAAGAUGAGGAUCAUGUGCUCAUGCGGUGUACGGCCUACGACCAGUUGCGUUCGGGUAGCGAGAUUGAUUGUACAGGCGGGAUGCAGGCCGUUAUGCAGAAUACGGACCCAGCCAGGCCUAGGCGUAUCCGCAUGUCGCAUGUUGUGCUAGUGCGCGGGUGCCUGUCUGCCUGCCAUGUUUGUUGCCGCAUACCUUGCCGGCCUACGUCGCCGGGAGCAUCGUUGUCCGGUUGCGGUGCAUUGCCGGCCACUAGUGUGGCUUGGUGUGUUUGAGGUGUAUUGCCAGCCACUGGUGUGGCUCGGUCUGUUUGAGGAGUAUUGCCGGCCACUGGUGUGGCCCGGUAUGUUUGAGGAGUAUUGCCGGCCACUGGUGUGGCCCGGUAUGUUUGAGGAGUAUUGCCGGCCACUAAUGCAACAUAAACAUCGGGGUUUGGGGGGGUAGUCGUCGGUCGUUUCGGUUGAGGUAGCGGGGAAUUGUGACGAGACGAUUGGGACCAGGAUGGUUACACUGGGCAUAAGCCGACCGGGAGCUGAGUGCCGGUCAGGGUCAGGACAGGGCUUAUGCGUGCCUCUCGUACUGUAAGUUCCGAGGAGGAUAAACCCCAAACCUCAUCGCAGGUAUACGUAAUUAAUGGCCAGCUACAACAAUGUCACAAUUAGCAUACGGCUGGGGCAUAAGCGCGGUCUGUCAUAGUUUGCGAUGCCAGGAUGGCGCUGGAAUGGCUCGCGCGUUCGCCGAA